Molecule: messenger RNA, 1860 nt
Organism: Chilo suppressalis (striped riceborer)
Lineage: Eukaryota; Metazoa; Arthropoda; Insecta; Lepidoptera; Crambidae
Source: the annotation of a GenBank genome assembly
AUGGGACGUAAACGCAAAAAUGCAGUCUAUGCGUUCUUUUCAUUUUCAAAGGAAAAUAAUUCUUCUACCUGCCAAGUGCUUGGUUGCUCAGCCGUAGUAAAAGGUGAUCAUGGAACAAAUCUUAUGUAUCAUUUAUCAUCCAACCAUCCCACUGAAUACACAAUAGUUACUGAGCGGAACCGUUUGAUGAAAGAUGUUACAAAUAAAGAAAAUAAUAUUACUGAUCCGGCCGCCAGUACAAGCACAGGUGGUGUCACUGCUCCUUCUACCAAUAAAAUUAAUUAUUUAAAAAAUCAAUGUGUCAAUUUGGUAACAGUCCAUGGUAGACCAUUUUCAAUGAUUGACGACUUGGCUUUUAGAAAUAUUAUUUCUAUGAUUUCCAUCAAUUCGAGAGAAGCCCAAUCUUUAAAUUCUCAUUCUAUAAAGCAAUUUGUCUCGCAGAUAGCAGAAAAGAAAAGAGCUGAUAUAGCUGCAGAUAUUAGAGGGCGAAUGAUUUCUAUAAAAGUUGACAGCGCCACUAGGUUAGAUCGAUCAUUCUUUGCAGUGAAUACUCAAUAUAUUGUAGAUGGUUCUAUACAUAUAAAACAUUUAGGUGUUGUAGAGUUGCAUGCCAGGAGCACUGCAGAAUAUUUAAAAGAAAAACUACUAUAUAUUCUGAGAAAGUUUAAAAUUAAUAUAGAACAAAUUUACUCUAUCACGACGGACAAUGGUGCGAAUAUGGUCAAAAUGGUCCGUCUGUUGAACGAUGAAUUAAAUGACUCCGACUCGGAUGAAGAGUUUAACCAGGAUAUGGAGAUGGAACCCAUACAAAUAUCACUGCGAAGUGAUUCGGAUGAUACAGAGCAUGCAUAUUGUAUAACUUCGGUACGGUGCGCAGCACACACCUUGCAACUUGCUGUUAACGAUGCUAUAAAUGAAGAUGAGUCCAAAUGUAUAGUGGAAGAAGCUCGUGCUAUUGUUCGGAAACUUAGAACCCCUACAAUGAAAAAUAUUCUUCAAAUAGCAAAAAAAAAUAAACCUAUUCUAGACAUAACUACGCGUUGGCAUUCAACAUUAGACAUGUUAGAAAGACUAAUUGAAUUAAGAGAGUAUUGUUCAAGUAACCCCGGUGAAAUUUUAUUUGUCGCUCCAACCACCUGGGAUGCUUUACAUGACUUGAUUAAUGCACUGAAACCAGCUAAAGUAUUGACCAAACUAUUACAAGAAGAGCAAUUAACUCUUGGAGACUUUUACUACCACUGGUCCAGAUGUUAUUUGGAGACAUCGCACGUGCAGGUACCGCUAGCACAACUAAUCUGCAGUCACAUGAAAAUAAGACAAAUGCAGCUUAUGCAUAACUCUACCUUUGUUGGCGCUUUAUAUCUAGAUCCUAGAUUUCAGGUCGUGCUGUCAGCCGAGGAAGAACUUUUAGCCAUUAGACAUCUUAAUGAGACUUGGUUGCAAAUAUUAAAAGUAGAGGCAGAUGUCAUGCAAACAGAAAGUGAUAAUCAAGAUACAUUUCAAGCUGUUCCCGUUGUUGUAGAUGAAAUGGAAUCGAUUCUAUCUCAAACCGAACAAUUAAAAAGAUGUUCUCAGCGUGAGCACUAUAUCCAGACUCGCGCAAAUAUAAGGGCUAUUUUGGAGAAUUUUUCUGCUCAUCCGCGAUUACCUUCCAAACAAAACAUUAUACAGUUUUGGAAAAGUAAAGAAUUGAGCGAGCCGCAAUUGUAUCGCUUGGCAAAUACAGUUAUAGCUACCCCAGCCACACAAGUUACUGUAGAGCGCUUUUUUUCAUCAUUAAAAUUCAUAUUAAAUGAUUUGCGUUAUAAUUUAAGUAACAAUAUAGUCGAGGACAUUUUAAUUAUAAGAAACAACAGUUAA